UCUUGAAUGAAAGCAUGUUGCGAACGAAACACAACAACUUGGAAUUAUUUCAAUAAAAAACACGUGGUGUAGUGAAAUAUAUUAAAACCUGCCUAACUUUACAAAUAUGAAGAAGAAAAUGAAGAAACCCCAGGCACCGGCAGCCCCUGAAGACUCAGGUUCAGACUCGGAAGAAGAACUGAACCCCGAAGCCCACAAGGAAUCCUUAAAAAAGCUAAAAAGUACAGAUCCUGAUUUCUACAACUUCUUGGAAGAGAAUGAUGAAAAUUUAUUAAAUUUUGAUGUGGAUUCGGAAGAUGAUGCAUCCGACAAGGGAGAGGACGAUGGUGAUGAUGAUGAAAAAGUUCACAAACCAGGUCCCCUCAGGGGGGACAGUGAUGAAAGUGACUUUGAGGAUGAAGAUGCAAAACCAGUUCAAGGUAAAAUCACCCUUAAAAUGGUGGCACAGUGGCAGGCUGAACUCCAGAGUGAAGUCAAAGUGAAACUAACAACAUUGACUACUGUUAUCAAGGCGUUUAAUGCUGCUAUGUUGAGGGCUACCAGUGAAGACGGGGCCUCUGAAGGAGAAUACAAAGUUGAAGGAUCAUCUGUCUUCAAUGCUGUCAUACAGAUGUGUGUUCUAUACCUACCAGGUGCUAUAAGAAAGUAUCUGGGCACGGAACAAUCUGGGAAAGAUCCACAGAAAUGCAAACACUUCAUAAAAAUUAAAACACACCUGAUUUCAUAUCUUGGUGAUUUGCUGAAAUUGCUUGGAGGAGUAACAUCAGAGAAUAUAUUGACUGUGCUUCUCAAACAUCUGCACCAAAUGGCUAUCUAUGUUGCUUGCUUCAUUAGAAUAGCAAAACAAGCUCUAAAGAAGCUGUUGAAUUUCUGGAGUACUGGUGAAGAGACUGUGAGGGUGUUGGCCUUCCUAUGUAUAUUGAGGAUAACCAGGAAUCAGCAGGCAACAUUACUUGAUUCAGUAUUGAAAGCCAUGUACAUGACUUAUGUCAAAAACUGCAAAUUCGUGAGCCCUUCCACCUGGCCUGGAAUUAACUUCAUGAGAAGAUCACUAGUAGAAAUGUUCUCUUUAGACUUAAAUGUGUCUUAUCAGCAUGUUUUUCUGUACAUAAGACAGCUGGCUAUACACUUGAGAAAUGCUAUUGUUGUACAAAAAAUUGAAAACAGGCAGGCUGUAUAUAACUGGCAGUAUGUGAACUCACUGCAUUUGUGGGCAGACUUAUUGGGAGCCACCUCAAACAAACCUCAGCUGCAGCCAUUGAUCUACCCUCUGGUUAUGAUCACUACCAACACAAUCAAACUUGUGCCAACACAUCAAUAUUAUCCCUUGAGAUUCCAUUGUGUUGAGAUUCUGAUCAAUCUGUCAAAGGAGUCCAAUACUUUCAUGCCUAUUUUACCAUUCCUUGUUGAGGUUUUAACAACAUUUGACUUCAACAAGAAACAUAAGAAGGUUUCAAUGAAGCCAUUAGAUUUCUCCUGCAUUCUUCGACUAGCAAAGUCUCAACUGAUGGAGAAUGGAUUCAAGGACUCUGUUAUAGAACGCCUGUAUGGACUCCUGUUGGAGUAUACAGCUAAUGAGUCACACACGAUUGCUUUCCCAGAUAUAACCCUGUUAGCAGUAAUACAGAUAAAACAAUUUUUAAAAUCUUGUUCAGUAUCAAACUACACGAAAAAAAUGAGGCAAUUAGUGGAUAAAAUUGAGGAGAACUCUAAAUUUAUAGAACGAGAGAGAGCCAAGAUUAGUUUCUCUUUGACUGAUGAGAAGAUGUUAGCAGCCUGGGAAACUAGUAUAAAGACGAAAGGAACUCCUUUGCAAACAUUCUUCGAGAACUGGAGUAAAAUCAACAAGAUACAAAAACGUAAGAAGAUUACUAAGAAUGAUGAGAUUGCUGGUGAGUUGCCUAAGAUUAAACGGGCUAAGCUGUCUGAGGACGCGGCACAAAACGCGCAACCGGAGGAUAAGGGCCCGGUGGAACUGUUCCCAUCUGACGAUGAAGGUGAGGAUGAUCACUUUAAACUAGGAGAUGAUGAUGACGACACGCCGGCUCCAAAGGCAAAAUCAGUAAAGAAGAAAAAAGAAAAGAAGAAGCCAGCUAAGAAGAAAGCAAUGGAAGUUGACGACGAUAUUGCCGACGAUAAAGAAGAUAUUGUCCAAGAAUUUAGUGUAAGUGACUGGUAAUAAAUCCAUCAUUUGAUCAAAAAA
This is a messenger RNA of Helicoverpa armigera (cotton bollworm), 2203 nucleotides long. RefSeq names its product nucleolar complex protein 2 homolog (gene Noc2). The transcript is spliced from 7 exons. Gene Ontology annotation, cellular component: nucleolus; Noc2p-Noc3p complex; Noc1p-Noc2p complex. Bases 107 to 2179 code for a protein of 690 amino acids. The record is from RefSeq and is a predicted model, not a curated record. Gene Ontology annotation, molecular function: transcription corepressor activity; histone binding. Lineage: Eukaryota; Metazoa; Arthropoda; Insecta; Lepidoptera; Noctuidae. Gene Ontology annotation, biological process: negative regulation of transcription by RNA polymerase II; ribosomal large subunit biogenesis.